Molecule: messenger RNA, 1368 nt
Organism: Lachnellula hyalina
Lineage: Eukaryota; Fungi; Ascomycota; Leotiomycetes; Helotiales; Lachnaceae
Gene: AMZ2
Product: Archaemetzincin-2
Exons: 1
Coding region: 1-1368 (455 amino acids)
Biological process (GO): proteolysis
Molecular function (GO): metallopeptidase activity
Source: RefSeq, a predicted model, not a curated record
AUGUCCCGCAAGUCUUCAAGCCGCUGUAGUCAUGAGAACCUCACUUUCACGUCCUCGAGCAACGCAGUCGUUGCAGGCUAUAAAAGGCAAACACUCCUACAACGCACAGCUGCAGCAAGCACACAGGUAAUAAAGGCAAACUCGUCAUCUGCAAAAGAAGCAAAGCCUUCAACAUUCCCAGCGCCGCUCGUCCUCCCAGAAGACGAAUUAUCAUGGGACCCCACGGACCCACCGCAAAGUCUACGGUCAUGGAGUGGGGAACAGCACAGGAAUAAAAUCACACCUGAACGCAGGACAGUCUAUCUCGCUGCACCCCCAAGCUUCUCACCCGAAGUAUCCUUUGCCCAAAAGUGGAGUCAACCCAAAGGUGCACGUGCGAGAUCGAAAUCUGGUGAGCAAGUGAAGGUAGAAGUCCAGGACGUCUUGGAGUAUCUACAAGCGUUUUAUCAUGGACUUCCCGUCAAGCUUCUGCCUUCACCCAACCCGAUCUUCACCAACGACGUCGACGACAUGGAGGUUGACCUUCCCCCAAAAACAGCAAAAGGAAAACCGGAACGCCAAACUCUCUGGCUGAACACGCAUACUCCGGUGGGCUGCGUUGGUAUACGCAGUCGCCCCAUGCCGAAAGGAGAAUUUUCUCAUCAGCUUAAUCUAAACGACCUACUGGACGCGGCAAUAGAGAUUCUACCCAAGGAUGCCUAUGCGUUCCUAAUGCUGGUCGAGCAUGACAUCUAUGAAGACGAAGAAGAUGAUUUCGUCUGCGGGCGCGCAUAUGGCGGGUCUAGAAUCGCGGUUAUUUCAACAGCUAGGUACAACCCUGCUCUUGAUAUGAAGCAGAAUAUCGAGAGGGAGCAUGGGUGGCCCGCGAGCCAUUGUGAGAGGUAUAUCAAGUGGUGUGUUGAUGGCCUAGAGGAGGUUGGGGGGGACAAGAAGAGGAAAAGAGAGGAAGGCGAGUCAUCUGGUGAAAAUGUCAUGAGUCCAAUGCAGGCAGCACUCGCAGCUCAUAAUUCCCUCCCGUCUCUCGCCCAGGGCAGACCUUCACCUGCGGCGCUUUCAGCACUAUGGCUUGCGCGUGCCUGCCGCACUGCUGCUCACGAACUCGGCCAUUGUUUCGGGAUAGGCCACUGCGUGUACUAUGCGUGCUCUAUGCAGGGUACUGCUUCUAUUAUAGAAGAUGCAAGGCAGCCUCUGUAUUUGUGUCCUAUCGACUUGGCCAAGGUUCUGAAUGCGACUGGAGCCAAUUUAAAGGAGCGGUACCAAGCACUCCUUGCAUUUUGCGAGGGUAAGAAUGAAGGGCAGGUAUUUAAGGCUCACGGCGCGUGGAUUAAGGCUAGACUCGAUGAGAUCAUGAGGGAGGAGUCGAACUAG